Messenger RNA from Colletotrichum higginsianum IMI 349063, 1458 nucleotides. RefSeq names its product Glutamate 5-kinase. Bases 1 to 1458 code for a protein of 485 amino acids. Gene Ontology annotation, cellular component: cytoplasm; cytosol. Gene Ontology annotation, molecular function: RNA binding; ATP binding; glutamate 5-kinase activity. NCBI's taxonomy places the organism in Eukaryota, Fungi, Ascomycota, Sordariomycetes, Glomerellales, Glomerellaceae. The record is from RefSeq and is a predicted model, not a curated record. The transcript has 6 exons.
AUGGCGGAAGAGAGUGGUCCAACGUAUAUGAAGCACCGUGAGAGUCGCAAACCCCUGACGGUGGUGCUGAAGCUAGGCACAAGCUCCAUUGUUGAUGAGGAUACUCACCAACCCCUCUUAUCCAUUCUCAGUCUUAUUGUAGAGACGGCGGUGAAGUUGAGGAAAGAUGGCCAUAGAGUAGUCAUUGUCUCAUCCGGUGCCAUCGGCGUUGGUCUUCUUCGCAUGGAGAUGGACAAGCGGCCGAAGCACCUGUCAACACUGCAGGACUUGCAGGCGUUAGCGGCAAUCGGCCAAUGCAGGCUCAUCAGUCUAUGGGACGAUUUGUUCAGCCACUUCAGACAACCCGUCGCCCAGAUUCUACUCACUCGGAACGACAUUGCGGAUAGGACGCGGUAUCUCAAUGCCCAAAACACGUUCAACGAGCUUCUCGACCUGGGGGUCAUCCCCAUCGUCAACGAGAACGAUACCCUAGCGGUGUCGGAAAUCAAGUUCGGCGACAACGAUACCCUCUCCGCCAUCGCCGCCGGCAUGGUCCACGCAGACAUGCUGUUCCUCAUGACCGACGUGGAUUGUCUCUACGACAAGAACCCCAGAACCCACCCGGACGCUCAGGCCAUCGAGGUCGUCGAGGACAUCUCCAGCAUCCAGGCGGAUGUUUCAACAGCGGGCUCCUCCCUCGGCACCGGUGGCAUGAUGACCAAGAUCGUCGCCGCGAGACUAGCAACCUCGGCGGGCGUGACGACCGUCAUCACCCGCUCUUCCAACCCGGGCAACAUUGUCAAGAUCGUGCGCUACGUCCAGGCCCAGCAGCGGUCCUCCCCGCACCUCGACGCCACCGUCCACGAGGGCGACGACCACGACACCGACUACGAGCACCAUCACGACCACGCCGAAGACCCCAUGUCCCAGUCCACCGCCUCCCUGCGCCUCGACCAGUCCGUCGAGAGGCCGCCACUGCACACCCGCUUCCUCCCUUCCUCGGACCCGAUCCGCGAUCGCCACUUCUGGCUCAUCCACGGCCUCAAGCCCCACGGCACGCUGUACAUCGACUCCGGCGCCCACAGCGCCUUGUUGCGCAAGGCAGGACUGCUCCCCGCCGGCGUGCUUGACGUCGAGGGCAACUUCGCGCAGCAGGAGGCCGUCCGGCUCGUCGUCGUCGACCGGCUGCACGGCGCGAGCGCAACUCCUGGCGGCAAGCCAUGGGGCGGCACGCCCAUCGAGGUCGGCCGUGCGCUCGUCAAUUACGCCGCUCCGGAGAUCAUGCGCAUCAAGGGCCACCAGAGCUCGGACAUCGGAGGUCUGCUGGGGUACGCCGACAGCGAGUACGUCGCGGAGAGGCAGCAUAUCCGAAUCUUUAGCCGCGAGAGUCGGCCGGUAACGCCGAGCAUCGAGAAGGUCAAGGAGCAGAUUGUCGAGGAGGUGGUUUCGGGGAUCACGGGAUACGAACAGAAGCCAUGA